This is a messenger RNA of Dipodomys spectabilis (banner-tailed kangaroo rat), 765 nucleotides long. RefSeq names its product HAUS augmin-like complex subunit 2. Gene Ontology annotation, biological process: centrosome cycle; spindle assembly; microtubule nucleation. The transcript has 2 exons. Lineage: Eukaryota; Metazoa; Chordata; Mammalia; Rodentia; Heteromyidae. The record is from RefSeq and is a predicted model, not a curated record. Gene Ontology annotation, cellular component: centrosome; HAUS complex; mitotic spindle microtubule.
AUGAUGGUGCAUGUUUCUCUCAUCAGCUAUGUAUACAGGUAUUUAUAUAUUUAUGAUCUUAAUUUUUUGCCUAAAAUUUUAAAAUAUGUUAACUCAAACAUAUUAAAAUAUUACAUUGGUCCCGCCUUCUCUUCACCGCUCCCAGCGCCAUCCCAGGAGGUUUGUUCCAACAGUCACGGGAAGGCGGUUCCCAACCCUCGGGACCUGGCAAGCGCGUCCGACACAGCUGGCCUGCUGCUGAACCAGUUGGUGACUUCAGGGAUGGUCACUGAGGAAAUGUUAAGUAUGUCCAAGGAAACAGCUCCUUGCUUUGAGAAUUUCUCCAGAUUACAGCAGAUCAAUAAUAUUCAAGCUGAAAUCUACCAGAAAAGCCUGGAAAUUGAGCUUCUGGAACUAGAAAGAGUCAGCAGACGUUAUUCAUCCUUUCUAUUUGAACACAUGGUAUGUUUGCUGAAAUUGGCUGUGACUUUUAUUGAGAAACUGGAAACCCAUCUUGAAAUAAUUAGAAAUAAUUCUCAUUUAGGUGCAAAUCUAAAGAAAAUGAGCCAGGCUUUAGCCAAGAUGGACAUUUUGGUGAAUGAGACAGAAGAACUUGCAGAAAAUAUACUCAAGUGAUGAGAAAAACAAAAGGAAGUUUCCUUGUGUAUGCCCAAAGUACUAGCUGAAGAAAAUCAUCUUCAUAAACAUGGCUUUAUAGUAUCUUGUACUUCUAAAGUUCAUGCUCAAAAUAUUGAUACCAAGUGAUUAUUCACUUUAUUUUUACUG